Messenger RNA from Danio rerio (zebrafish), 1736 nucleotides. RefSeq names its product zgc:172133. NCBI's taxonomy places the organism in Eukaryota, Metazoa, Chordata, Actinopteri, Cypriniformes, Danionidae. The record is from RefSeq and is marked predicted.
UUUUGACUUUCGAGUUGUUUUUGAAGCUUCGCUGUCUUGCGAGAUUUGACAACACAUUUUGACUAAAUUGUUUUUAAAUAAUUUUAUAUUACUUCCUUGAGGCCACUCAGCUAUGAAGAAAAAUGAGAGUGUUUAUUUGGAUCUUAUGGAGUGUCAUCAAAGGUGUGUCUGAUGCUGCUGCAGAUAAAGUGUCAGUGAUGGAGGGAGAAUCUGCCACUUUGAAUACUGGAAUUAUAAAAACACAAACAGACAGAAUAAGAUGGUAUUUUAACAACAAUCGCAUUGCUGAACUCAAUGGAGAUCAGGUGAAGAUCUGUGUAGAUGAUGUGUGUCCUGAAAGAUUUAGAGGAAGACUGCAGCUGGACAAUACAUCUGGAUCUCUGAUCAUCACAAACACCAGAAAGACAGACUCUGGACUGUAUCAGCUGCAGAUUAACAGCCGUAGAACAGAAAAGAAAUUCAUCUUGUCUGUCCAGGGUGCCCUUGGUGCUGAUAGACUUGGAUCAUCAGUGUCUGUGAUGGAGGGAGACUCAGUCACUCUAUGCACUGGUGUUCAAACAAACCAAAGCAACAGAAUUAACUGGUAUUUUAAUAAAGGGCGCAUUGCUGAAAUAAUAGGCUAUCGGCGUAAAGUCUGCGCAGAUGAUACCUGUCCUCAGAGAUUUAGGGACAGACUGAAGCUGGACAGUCAGAUUGGAUCUCUGACCAUCAUGAAGGUCAGCACUGAGGACUCGGGACUUUACACACUCCUCCAUCGUGGCAGAGAAAAAAUCUUUAGGGUUGCUAUUUUAGACAGUUCUACUGAAGAGAACUGGAAGCAGAAAUCAGUGACAGAGGGAGAAUCUAUCACUUUAGACACUCCUAUUAAAACAACUCCAAAUGAUGUGCUGAAGUGGUACUUUGGCGAGAUUCUCCUUGCUGAAAUCACUGGAGAUGAGAGUCAGAUCUGUGAAGAUGCUCAGUGUAAAGAUGGUGAAGACGAAUUCAGAGACAGACUGAAGGUGAAUCAUUCAUCUGGAUUUCUAACCAUCAUGAACAGCAGGAAAGCAGACUCUGGAGAAUAUACACUACUGAUCAACAGCACCAGCUUCUACAUUAGUAGGAGCUUCUCUGUGAUUGUCACUUUCUCAGGAAUAUCCUUAAGUACAGGAAUUGGAAUGUGUGUUGGUGUGCUGGUGCUGCUACUGCUGCUGGUGCUGCUGACGGCUGCUGCUAUAGCUAUUUACUUUACAAAAAAAAAAAACACAAUCGAACAAGAGAUCAGAGAAUGUAUGUGUGUCAGCCACCAAUCAGAAUGUGUUUCUACUGAGUGACUCUUCCAAUCAGACACCUCAAACUCAAGAUGCCCCUCUAAUGAGUAAUGGCCGGUCAUUAUGCCUGUCAUCGUUUAUCUGUGGCUGUCCUGAAAGGGGGAUAAACAAGUUUGAGCUGCUUGAGCAUGUGCACAUGAAGGUGGGACAUCUUCAAAAUGACCAAAACGACAGAAUUAGGCCAGAGGGAUGAGCCCUUCUGAAUGGAAGAUGCUAAGCAUCCAUCAGUUUUACCCGUUGAAAUCUUUCAUUCUGAAGUGCCUUUGGAAGUGGUCAGCACUUUGUUUUGGAAUAACACUUCAAUAUUGCAGCAAUGAAUAUCACUCCAUACUGACAUUGCUGCUUUAACUGAAGCUCUUUGAAUGACUACUGUAGAACAACCAGCAAACUGCCUUGGGUCAACUGUCUUCAUCAGCUCUAACAAAA